GCCAUAAUUAUAACACGUCAUUAAUAGAAAAACUGAACAGAUUUGCGAAAAGACUCGUAAUUAGAAAUACAUACUAUUUGAUUAAUAUUUUUUCUGAUCCAUAGGAAAUGAAAUUCUUAUUGCUAGAGCAAAAAUAUUUAGAAUAUUUAGAAGAAGGCAUGGUAUUUGAGGCAUUACAUGUACUUCGCAAUGAGCUUACACCCUUGGGCCAUAAUACCGGUCGUGUUCAUCAAUUAUCGUUAUUUAUGAUGUGCAGUGGACGAGAUGAAUUACAGACACGUGCAGGCUGGGAUGGCAAAGGGCCAGCCUCCAGGGCUGCGCUUAUGGAUAGACUGCAAAGAUUUCUACCACCUUCCAUCAUGUUACCACCACGCAGACUUCAUUCUUUACUAUGUCAAGCUGUGGAAAUGCAAAAUCAACUGUGCACGUACCAUAUAACACAUACACAGGUAUACUACUGUGACUCUAAAAUAAUAAAUAUUGUUGUCCAAAUUCUAAUACAGGAAACAUUAAAAGUAACGCAUAGGAAAACACUUGAAGGCCAUACAUAUGGUGUAGCGCUAAUUGCUUGGAGUCCCGACAGCAGUCAUCUAAUUGCUUGUGGUCCUGAAGAUUGUCCCGAACUAUGGCUUUGGAGCAUCGAUACGCCUGAUUGCGAACUACGUGUGAAACUGACACAAAGCACAGACGAUUCGCUGACAGCUUGUGCCUGGCAUCGUGAUUCGAAUAAAUUUGUAGCAGGAGGUCUUCGUGGUCAAUUUUAUCAAUGCGAUAUGGAUGGGAAUGUUUCCGAUUCAUGGGAAGGAGUAAGAGUAAAAUGCUUAUGGUGUCGCAGUGAUGGUAGGACUGUCUUAGCGGCUGAUACACACCAUAGAAUUCGUAGCUAUACUUUCGAUGACUUGGGUGACGCCACUAUAUUACAAGAAGAUCACCCUGUUAUGUCAUUUAGCGUAAACAAAGCAGAUCGACUUGCGUUACUUAAUGUUGCAAAUCAAGGCGUGCAUCUUUGGGAUUUAGAGGAUAAAUGUCUUGUAAGGCGUUUUCAAGGUGUCACUCAAGGACAUUUUACUAUCCAUAGCUGUUUCGGAGGAGUUAAUCAAGAUUUUAUUGCCUCUGGAAGUGAAGACAAUAAAGUGUAUGUAUGGCAUAUCAAAAGAGAACUACCUAUAGCAACUCUUACGGGACAUAGUAGAACGGUUAAUUGUGUUUCGUGGAAUCCUGUUUAUCAUCAGAUGAUGGCUUCUGUGUCGGAUGAUUUUACAGUAAGAAUAUGGGGCCCAAGAUCAUUCUCUUCAGAAGGAGAAAAUGAUAAAAACGUAUUACUCGAAACCAACUCUUCAAAUAGUAGCGGCUGGCACGAGAUGGUAUCGUAGCGAAUUACAGGACAUCCAGUUUUCAGUGUUCCCAUGACCUCAUGGUGUUCAAAAGACUGUCAUACUGACAUUUGACUGUCAUUACUGUCCUGUUGAUUGUCAUACUGACAUUUUACUGCCUUCUAUAGCAGUUGUUCCUCUGUACCUCUUGUCGCUUUUAACCACUAUACAUUGUGUACGGAGGUAAUAGAAGUGGUCUAUAUGUUUUCAACAACUGCUAAAUUGCCUGCAAUUAAAGUCGAAAUUAAUCAUCGAACGUAAUAUCACAUUUGUGUAUACUUUUUUUUUCAUAGUACUUUUAAGUAUUUUAUAUGCAUCCAUAUAUCAUAUACGUUGUGUUAUCACAAUUAUAACUUUGAAUGGUUUAAUGUCGGAGCUAAUAAUCGAAAAUAUGAUGCAUAAUAUGAUAUAAAAUAGGUCAUAUGGCAGAGUAGAAAAUAAAGAAAAUUCCGUCUUAGGAUUGAUGUGUAAAGGUAAAAUUAUGUAAACAAGAAUAUGGAAUGCAUUCACAUAUUGGGACAGUAUCGUAGAACAUUAUGUUUUGACAGGAAUUUUGUCAAAUUUGACUAUAAUUGUAUCAAUAAAUAUUGUACAUAACAGUUUCAAAUCUAGAGUUUUAUUCUAAGUCGUUCAUCGAUUAAUGACACAUACAUUAUCUUUAAUACUUUAUGUCAUAAUUUUUGUCUUUCAUUGAGAGACUGUAUAAAUUUCCAAAUAUGUAUUGCGACUUCGUGAGGAACUUACUGGACUUUGUGGAUUGAAGAAAAUUCAAGAACAUUUAAUGGAGAAGCAAUCUUAUGUUGGGUUCAGAGCAACACACCCAACUGUAGAAUUUAGAAAGCGAUAUUUGUAAGUGUCUGAAAUGGCUUUAUUUAGGCAUUUAUAAAAGAAUAAUUAUAUGUUAACUUUUAGAAUUUUAGUUAGAAUCAUAACCAUGAUUUGUGCAAA
This is a messenger RNA of Pogonomyrmex barbatus (red harvester ant), 2321 nucleotides long. RefSeq names its product WD repeat-containing protein 26. Gene Ontology annotation, biological process: proteasome-mediated ubiquitin-dependent protein catabolic process. The record is from RefSeq and is a predicted model, not a curated record. Lineage: Eukaryota; Metazoa; Arthropoda; Insecta; Hymenoptera; Formicidae. Gene Ontology annotation, molecular function: protein binding. Gene Ontology annotation, cellular component: GID complex.